This is a messenger RNA of Ostreobium quekettii, 2226 nucleotides long. The record is from the annotation of a GenBank genome assembly. Lineage: Eukaryota; Viridiplantae; Chlorophyta; Ulvophyceae; Bryopsidales; Ostreobiaceae.
AUGGUGCUAGCAGCUUCGCAUUUGCGAGGUUGUGGUGCAAUGGAGGAGCUGGUGGAGGAACUGAUGGACAUAGUGGGGACAUGUAGAGAUGAGCUGGUGUUGGUAAAGUACAAUAAGGGGAUGUUGGAAUUCCUUUUCCAACAAAUGGAGAAGGUUGAAUCUCAGCGGCUGCGGCUCUCAGAAGCCAGAGAGCUGCCAGAAUGGUGGAACGCAAUGAAGAGAAUAUUGCAGUCUGGUGCUGAAUUGGUCAGGAGGCACCAGGUUGUUGACUUUCUGAACCUGAACAGAAUAGCUGAAACCCGUGCAAAGGUGGAGAGAAAAUGCCAAGAUCUCAAGAUUUUGUUGGCAAAACUGCCAAUGGGCAGGAUUUUCAACAUCCAGACCUCCGUUACUGAGGUGAUUGUUGCAGAUGACCGAACUAGAUUACGAUGGCUUGUGGCAUGCUUGGCAGACAGCAAUGACAGCAAUAAUGCCUGCCAUGACAAGGCGACAGCCAAGGAACUACAGAAGUUGAGAAAAGACCAUAGUAUCUCGGACCGUGCUCAUUUAAUUCGGGAGGAGGACCUUGAGUGGUGGGAUGAACCCAUUGGCAAGGGGUUGUAUGGGGCAGUUUGGGAGGCAAGGUGGCAGGAACACAGAGUGGCUGUGAAAAAGUACCAUCAACAAUUUGGUUAUCUCAGUGAUGAGGCAAAGGCAGAAUUCUUUGCGGAGGUUGAGAUUCAUAUUAGGAUGAAGCACCCCAAUGUUCUUGCCACCCUUGCUGCCAGUGCUACAGAGGAGUGUGUAUUCACAGUUGUGGAGCUUGCCAAGACGAAUCUGAAGAAGUUGUACCAGCAAGAGAAACUGUCUGUGAGCCAGAGGAUAGGCCUAUUAACCGAAGCAGCCUAUGGCCUGAUGUAUCUGCAUGACAGGGGCCUAGUGCACCGAGAUGUAAAGAGCGAAAACUUCUUGCUGUUUGGGGAGUUUCCAGACAAUUUUGUGCUGAAGGUUUCGGAUUUUGGGCUGGCAACAAUGAAGCCAAAGACAAUGAUGACAUUGCAGCAGCCAGAGACUCUGCUAUGCGGGGCACCAGAUAUCAGCAGGGGGGAGCCACCCAGCAGGAAGUCAGAUGUAUUCAAUUUUGGCAUUGUCAUGCAUGAGGUGAUGGCCCAGCAAGCACCCUACCAACGCAAUGCUUCACAACACAAUCUCACUUCAAAGAAGAGGAAGGGAGCAAGUCCAUGCACCAUACCUGAGGACUGCCCACCUGCCUUGAUCAAAUUGAUGAGGGGCUGUGUGACCUUGAAUGCAUCCAAGAGGCCACUGUUGGUGGAGGUGCUAAAUUGCCUAACAGAACUGCGGCAUGAGUUCAACAUGCAUCCGGUCCCUCCCGAUGUUACUGAGUGGAUUGAACAGACAAAGAAUGACCUGCACCAUCACAAUCCGGAACAUAUGGCACUGCUUCAUGUGGCUGCACAAGAGGGCAAUUGUGGCGUGGGCAGUGUCCUGAUAUCCCCCCUGGGCAAUGAUGUUGAUGCCAAGGACAUGAAUGCGUGGACGCCUCUGCACUGGGCAGCCUACAAUGGCCAUGUUGACAUGGUCGCACUGCUAAUGAAGCAUGAGGCUGACAAAGAUGCAAAAAACAGGGGAGGUCAUACGCCACUACAUUUGGCCUCUUCAACAGGCCGCAAGGGUGUGGUCCAGCUCCUUCUGGAAGAGGGUGCUGACAGAGAUGCCAAGACACAGUUUGAAGAAACUGCACUGCAUUGGGCUGCCCACAAUGGUCACAAGCAUGUUGUUGCCCAGCUGAUUGACAUGGGCGCAGAUAGAAAUGCAAAAGGAGAGAGUGGAAGUACACCGUUACAUUGUGCCAUUGAGAAGGGUCACAUAGAUGUUGCCCAAGUACUUGUGGAGAGAGGUGCUGAGCUGGAUGUUGUGGACCAGUACCAGAGAACGCCACUACACAUAUCAGCUGCAUUGGGAGAUGUGGAUGUGGUGCACUUGUUGGUUACCUAUGGAGCCAACAAAGAGGCAAGGAGCUUGGGUGGAGACACCCCUCUUCACUGGGCUGCCAGGCAUAACCACGGCAAGGUGGCAGCGUUUUUGUUGCAGCAUGGGGCAACAAUGGAAGCCAGGAAUGAUUGUCGACUGACACCCCAGGAUGUUGCACGGAAAGAAGUGAAGCGGCUACUGAAAACUGGAUUCAAAACUAAAGUUGUGCGUGCAUUGAAGCACCUAUUGAACUAG